UUUUAAGGUGUCUUUGGUGAUUUAUGACAUUUCAGAUUGACAUACAAUUAGAAACUGGAGAAUACUUUUUGAGUAACAAAAGGAAAUCGGCGAAGAUAUGGCAAGAGAAGCAGGAGAAGCAGGCCGAAAAAACUGCUGAAAACAAAAGAAAAAGAGAAGAGGCCUUUAUCCCACCCAAGGAGCCUGCAAACCUGGUGGAUAAAUCUGAGGACACUAACAAUAAUGUUGCUGACAUGGCAAAUUCUUUAAAGAAAAAAGCUAAGAAGUUUGGGAAGGGUAAAUCUGAAGAAAAUAUAAAUGCGGAGACAUAUAUUAUAGGAUCAUCAGAACAAGCAUCGGGAAGGAAAUCUAAAAAGCAAAAGUCUUAGCACAAUCUUCAUUUUGGAGAUGGAAGAUGAGCAUGAUCUUUUGUAACCAAUGUCUUUGCAGGAACAGUUUUGACACUAAUGAAUGAGGCUUUGUUGUUCUUUCCAUUUGUCAUGGAGAUGAGAUGAGUGCGUGGCAUCGGGUAUCUUAGUAGUACUUGCUAAUAGACUGUAACAUGUACAUUUCUGUUACUCAAAAAAACAUUGCCCGACACACACUUACACAAAACCAUUGGCUUCAUGAGUUGAUGCAAUCUAAGGGUCUUACUAUUUAUUUUAUUUUUUUUAAGAAACAAGGAUAUGAAAAUAUAAUCAAUAUUUAUGUUAAACGAUAUCAUUUAUCCUGUGA
Cajanus cajan (pigeon pea) is the source of this 714-nucleotide messenger RNA. The record is from RefSeq and is a predicted model, not a curated record. NCBI's taxonomy places the organism in Eukaryota, Viridiplantae, Streptophyta, Magnoliopsida, Fabales, Fabaceae.